Musa acuminata subsp. malaccensis (wild Malaysian banana) is the source of this 1995-nucleotide messenger RNA. Its product is annotated as protein trichome birefringence-like 28. Gene Ontology annotation, molecular function: O-acetyltransferase activity. The record is from RefSeq and is a predicted model, not a curated record. Gene Ontology annotation, cellular component: Golgi apparatus. NCBI's taxonomy places the organism in Eukaryota, Viridiplantae, Streptophyta, Magnoliopsida, Zingiberales, Musaceae.
CCAUCAUGGAGGAUAAACAAGCGCUCACCUAACUCUAAUGGCCUCCUCUGCUUUCUACAUGGAGACGUAGGCAACCGCAACCACAUUACAUCUGUUGCGAAGCAGCCUCCUCUUACUAGUCAAAGAGACCAAGUCCGCCGUCUCUCAUCGACCCUUAACCGCAACCACGGCCGCAGCAUCCUCGUCUUCGACCUCGCCAUGCUCAACGGCGUCAUGUAUUCCCUCCGCCGGAAGCCUGGGUUAUCGGGCGCGUCGGAGCCACCGGCCGGCGUGAAGCACGCCGGAUCAUACAUCCGGAGGCGCGGCAACCUCCCGGUCCUCGUCGUCGUCGUGGCGAUCGUCGUCUUUGCCUUUGUCAUGUACAGCGAGAGCGUCAAGUCCCUCACCGAGUACUCCCUCGCCCGACGCAAGACGGAAGAGUCCUUGCCGGUGAUCUUCUCCAGCCCCGUCGUGGAAUUCCGAAGACAGCCUGCUUCCAAUCGACACCACAAAGCUGAUGAUCCCAGGCGUAAGAAGACCCGGGGGACGAAGAAGAAGCAGCAGCGGAAGGAGAAGAAGGGGAGCGGUAAGGUGCCGGAGGUUCAAGAGUUGCCCAUCACCGUCGACAGCACGGCUGAUGCCGGGGUGAACGUGACCGUGGUCCAAGAACUGCCCAUCGCAGCCGACAACGCGGCAGCCGCCGUCACGAACGUGAUGGCUGCUAAGGAGGCCGACGGUGGCAUCACAACGCCGUCCGUCACCGGAGAAGAUCCCAGCGUGUUCAUGCCGGAUACGUGCGACCUCUCGCGUGGCGACUGGGUCUACGACGACGUGAACUACCCGCUCUACCGCGAGGACCAGUGCGAGUUCCUGUCCACGCAGGUGGCGUGCUUGAAGAACGGACGGAAGGAAGACAUGUACCAGAAGUGGAGGUGGCAGCCCAAGGAUUGCUCCUUGCCCAAGUUUGACGCGAGAUUACUGCUGGAGAGGCUGCGAGGGAAGCGGCUAAUGUUCGUGGGCGACUCGCUGAACCGGAAUCAGUGGGAGUCGAUGGUGUGCAUGGUGCAGUCAGCGAUUCCACCCGGCAAGAAGGGGCGGAAAUGGGAUGGCUCGCGUAUCAUCUUCAUCGCAGAGGAGUACAACGCAACGGUGGAAUUCUACUGGGCGCCGUUCCUGGUGGAAUCGAACUCCGACGAUCCGCACGUUCAUAGCAUCCUGGACCGGAUCAUCAAGGCGGAUUCGAUCGAGAAGCACGCGGUGCACUGGAAGGGGGUGGACUACCUCGUCUUCAACACCUACAUCUGGUGGAUGAACACUCUCGAAAUGAAAGUCCUGAGACCCUCAGCAAGAAACUGGACAGAGUACGAUGGGAUUGGGAGGCCGCAAGCUUACGAGAGAGUCAUGAGGACUUGGUCAAGAUGGCUGGAUGAGAACGUGGAUCCCAGGCGCACAUCCGUGUUCUUCAUGAGCAUGUCUCCUCUCCAUUCCAGGAGUUCGGACUGGGGAAAUCCGAACGGAAUCAAGUGCUCGAAGGAGACGCUGCCGCUGACGAACGUGACCGGCGUGCACCUGGGCACGGACAUGCGCAUGUUCGAGCGGGCGAAGAAAGCGGCGCAGUCGACGUCGCGGGUGCCCAUCGCCUUCGUAGACAUCACCACGAUGUCGGAGCUCCGCAAGGACGCCCACACCUCGGUGCACACGACGCGGCAGGGGGCGGUGAUGACGGCGGAGCAGCAGGCCAACCCGGCCGUGUACGCCGACUGCAUCCACUGGUGCGUGCCGGGCCUCCCCGACGUCUGGAACCAGCUUCUGUACGCCAAGAUCCUCUCCGCCGCCAGAUCCCGGAGCCAAUGACUGCAUCAAAUCAUCUUGAUCAGUAUUUCUUUAUUUUUUUUCCCCAUUUUCUUGAUUGUUAUUCUCUUUACUGCCAAAAAUCAACACAGAUGGUUAUGUAGAGAUUGUAAUCUAAAUUUAUGACCAGCUGAAUGAAAUAUCACAAUCUUAUUGUUGUGUCAA